Anguilla anguilla (European eel) is the source of this 4303-nucleotide messenger RNA. RefSeq names its product TSC22 domain family protein 1-like. The transcript is spliced from 3 exons. The record is from RefSeq and is a predicted model, not a curated record. Lineage: Eukaryota; Metazoa; Chordata; Actinopteri; Anguilliformes; Anguillidae. The coding region runs from base 661 to 3126 and encodes 821 amino acids. Gene Ontology annotation, biological process: regulation of transcription by RNA polymerase II.
GCUCGCUGGCAACACCACAAGACGGUGGCUGGGUGAGAGCUCAAGCGAAGAGGGUGAUACAGCAAACAUUGGAUUAAAGCAUAAAUAUAACGGAAUGGAUUAAACUAUCUGUACCAUAAACUAAAGGAGCCGUUUGACCUAGAACAUCUGCACAUCGCCCGCAGACUGUUUAAAUUCAUUUAGCUAGUAAGUUUGCGUUUUUUUUAAAAUAAUGCGACUCAACGCCUGGCAGUGAUGGAGGUGGUCUCUUGGUGCACUAGCGGCGGAUUUGUGUUAUUAGCAGUUUUUGUGUUGUAAGGUUAUUUGCAACAGAGCUUGAAUAGAAAUAUUUAAGGUGAAGAAAUGUCGGACUCUGUUUAGACCACUUGCAAGAACAAGCGCGCCUGGAGCUAACUGUUAGCUAGCUAACUGACGAGCUUCGUUUGCAAGUACUGCGGGCUCUCAGACGGCUAUUCGGCGUCGUAUUGUAGGGGAUACCUUCAAAAAAAAAGUUGAAUGGCGGAGGCUUACGUUCAUAUCCGAAGCGAUUUGUGAAUUUUUGUGGUGGUGGUGUUAUAUUUUGGCAAACGGUACCGGCUGCCAGCCCUGGUUCCGCGAUAACAGCUGCGCUGUCACUUGUAUUUACAACUCAGUCAGAAACUACCCCUGGAAAUUUACAAAAUGCAUCAUCCGGACUCUGCAGGAGAUUCGGCUGGCUCUAGGAAGAUGGCGCACCCGGCAAUAUUUACGAGAAGAGGUAGCAACCCCGGUACCGGUGUCUCCGCGUUGACAACAGUGGCAAGUACGAGCAUGGGCAAUAAUCUUGUCCCGACUGAUGAUUACCAGUCUCCCGUGAUGAUGCAGCCCCCGCCCCCGGCCGGGUCCUCCUCUCCGGGCCCCCAGCACCCUCCCCACAGUCUUAACCUGCUACCCCAGUCCCAGCUGCAGCCGGCGAAUCUGCCCCCGACUGGAGCUCAGAUUAAGAAGAAGAGUGGCUUUCAGAUUACCAGUGUAACGCCAGCGCAGAUCUCUGUCAGCACCAACAAUAGCAUCGCGGAAGACACGGAGAGUUAUGACGAUCUGGACGAGUCCCACACGGAGGAUCUGUCCUCAUCCGAGAUCCUGGACGUGUCGCUGUCCCGGGCCACUGACCUGCCGGAGAGGAGUUCUUCAGAAGAGACCCUCAGUAAUUUACACGAUGCAGAGACCCCCGGCACCAUCUCCCCCAAUCAGCCCCCGCACCCCCUGGCCCCACCGCCAACGCACAACGCCAUGGUGAACGGGACUGUGCCUCACCACCAUCACCACCACCACCACCAUGGCCGUCACCACCAAGUGCCCACCCCCCACUCCGGGGCAGGACCCCCUCCCGUUGCUGGCUCUGGGGUGCCAGUGGGGGGUGCUAGCGUUCCUGCUACCCUCCCCUGCACCUCUGGAGCUUUGCCCAGCGGUGCCCAGACCUUACCUGCGGGCGCAGGGGCCGUUUUGGAGAAUGCUUGUGCUGUGGGCGGAGCCGGACCCAUGACCCAGCCCCCAGGGGCCCCCGCCGGAGCGGCUGUGGGGGCGAAUGUUAGCGCGGCGAAUCCCAGUGCUGGAAGUGUGAGCGCGGUGAGCUCUGGCCUGGGGAGGACCAGCAGCUCCAGCAGCAGUGGUGGCCUCUCUCCCAGCCCCAUGACCCCCGUGCCAGGGAACGGCAGCCAAAACACCACCCCAAUACCGCAGUCGGGUGGGACAGUGAGUGCCAGUGUUGCCAUGCCAACCGCCAGCUCCGGUGUGACGGGCCCAGCGGGUGGGGGUCAGAUUGGGGCGACGGGCGCCCCCCCUGGCCCGACCCCAUCGCAGGCCCCCAUGGCCGCUGGCUCCCGUUUCAGGGUGGUGAAGCUGGACUCCAGCUCUGAGCCCUUCCGGAAAGGCCGCUGGACGUGCACGGAGUUCUACGACAAGGAGAGCGCCGUGGCCCCGCCCCCUGCCCCGCCCCCCGACGCCACGCCGUGCUCGGAGCCAGAGAGCGCCAGCGGCAGCAUUGUCAGCACGCUCAGCCACUACAGCGAGAGCGUGGGCAGCGGGGAGACGGGCGGCCCCCCCGCACAGGACUACGGCCAGGUCUCCGCCCCCGGCCCGCCCCCGACCUUAGCCCCGCCCCAGGAAGUCAUGACCUCGCUCCAGCAGCCUGGCGCGGCUCCCUCCCCUGGCCCCGGGCACCCCCAGCCCGUGAGCUACCCCCAGGGCCUGCAGCCGGCUCCAGUGCAGGUGGGGUACCCUGCUGCCCAGCAGCCUGCAGCACCCCCCCCAGCCAAUCCCGCGCUCGUCCUGCCCGUCACCCAGGGGGGCGGCUUGCCCCCCGACUUUGCGCAUCACCUGCCUGUCGUCCAACCCGCUGCCUCCGGGACAUCCCACCUGCUGCCCCCCGCGCCUGGCUGUGUGCCCCCUGCCGUGGCUCAGCCCCUCCCCCAUGCACAGGGCGUCGCUCUUCCACCGAUGUUGCCUGGCAACGUACCGGACCUGACUCAGACGCCCCCCCAGCAGCACCCCCCGGAGCCGCCGCCUCCCGCUGCGGUCGCCCCCAGCCAGGCCCCGCUCAGCGCGGCUCCCCGUCCCGCGGCCGACCCCCGGCCCCGCGCCGGCCCGCUGCCCCCCGCCAGCGCCCUGUACGCCAGCCUGCCCUCCUUUACCGCCUCCCAGCUGCAGGACGCCCAGCGGCUGCUCUUCCAGCACCCGGCCCUGUUCUCCCUGCCCAAGCUGGCAUCCUCCGAACACGCCGUCUCCCUGGCGCCCGAGGACAGCGCCAGCGCCUUACCCGGGUCAGCCGGCCUCUUCCCCCUGAAGAGCCUUCCUAUGGAUGGAGAGGAGGGCAGUUCCUCGGGGGCCAGCGUCGUAGCCAUAGACAACAAAAUUGAACAAGCAAUGGACCUGGUGAAGAGUCAUCUGAUGUACGCGGUGCGUGAGGAGGUGGAGGUUCUGAAGGAGCAGAUUAAAGAGCUGAUCGAGAGGAACUCGCAGCUGGAGCAGGAGAACAACCUGCUGAAGAACCUGGCCAGCCCCGAGCAGCUGGCGCAGUUCCAAGCGCAGGUUCAGAGCAGCUCCCCGCCUUCGUCUGCGCAGCCCCCAGCCCCGCCCACCUCCCAGAGCGCAGGCCCGUCUGCGUAGCCCCGCCCAUCUCCCAUAGCGCGGGCCCGUCUGCGUAGCCCCGCCCACCUCCCAGAGCGCGGGUCCGUCCGCGUAGCCAUGGCAGCAGAACCGCGAGCAGACGGACUUGCGCUCAAACACAAACACACCACAAUCACAGGAGCUUUCUGCACAAGAUUUUGCACAUAUUUAACUCACAAAAUGUGACCAGCAUUACGGUUUUUUUGGGGGAGGACGUUACACGCCUUUUAGACAAUCGUCUUCAGUAAUGAAACCAUUAUCAUGGGCAGGUGAACAUUUACCAAAAUCUGUGGACUGCUGAGAAAUCAUGGUUAUAAUUUCGGACCGAAGCACCGUACCUGUGUCAGCGGAUUUCAGGCGAUGUUGAUCAGUGGGGACUCUUUUUUUUUUUUUUUUUUUUUUUUUUUUUUUUCAUGGCUGUGAUCUGAAAUCAGAACAAGCACUUUCCUGGUGACAGAUGUGAAGAUGCAGAGGACCUCCCAUCUGGUAUGGGAACUGUGGAGGAGACGUUUAGAAUCUUAGCAGCACUGUCACCAGUCUCUCCUCGCGGGGGCGUCGGCCUGCCAGGGGAGGGGAUGCCUUUUUCAGUAUUUAAGACUCAUUCUGCCCUCUUCCUUUCUGCUGGGACGUCCCGCUUUGGGACGGAGGCACGCGUUUGAGGCUCAGCGGAGCUUCACUGAAGGUUCGGCUUGUGUACAUUUGUGUAUUUAGUGUAAGUACUCUUGUAAAAUAGCAACAACAGAAAGAAGGAUUAGGGAAUAAUCCUGUAUGUAAUUAGGCUGUACAGAUUGACAUGGAGCUGUUAUUGGGCUGUUGUGGGGCUUUUUAAUGCUGUAAAUCAGAAAUGCAGCUUCGCUUCAGUGCGACAGCCUUUCGCUUCCCUGGCUGCAUUCAGUCCUCCUGUGAACUCUUCUUCACUUGAAAUCAUUUUUGAGUGUCGCAUCCUUAUCAUUUUCUUUUGACAGUGAAGCACUCCGGAUGUUCAACUGUAAACCUAGUCUCAAUAUCAUAAGAAACAAUGCAAACCUGAAAUGGAUCUUCCUCUACAGCACGUAUGAGCUGUACGCCAUCUUCUGUGCAUGCUACUCAGACAGAGAAAACGUUGUAAGAUAAUUCAAAUGCACUUGACAGUUGCACUUCUCAACUUUCAAUAAAAGUGGGGAAAAAUGAAAUUGAA